Messenger RNA from Bombus huntii, 1012 nucleotides. RefSeq names its product M-phase phosphoprotein 6 (gene Mpp6). NCBI's taxonomy places the organism in Eukaryota, Metazoa, Arthropoda, Insecta, Hymenoptera, Apidae. Bases 207 to 653 code for a protein of 148 amino acids. Gene Ontology annotation, biological process: maturation of 5.8S rRNA. The transcript has 4 exons. The record is from RefSeq and is a predicted model, not a curated record.
UUAUUGACUUACCAGGUAGAUGGUACCACCAUAUCCAAAAUACGGCUCCGCGUUUUUUGUACAUUGUAACAAUAACCACGUGCUAUACUGAAGUUUUUAAUCAUAAUACAUUAUUACACAUAUUUUCAUUGAAAUAUAAUCUGAACUACAAAAAUAACAAUUGUAUUUUAUAUUUUGUAUAUUUAAUUUAAAAAGGAAAAACAAAAAUGAGUGUUAACAAAGCAAAAUUAUCAAAAAGUAUUUUAGAAAUGAAAUUUAUGAAACGGACGAAAGAAAAAGUAGAGAAACAGCAAUUUCAUGAAGAAGGUGAAGAAUAUUUUGGGAAUGAACUGACGAAACGUAUGAAGAAAGAUUCAGAAAGAUUUAUCAUUGAACCUAGUUAUAUCUUCUGUGAGAAGUUAAUCGAUGGCAGAGUAAGUUUUCAAGGAAUGAAUCCUGAAAUAGAAAAAUUCAUGGAAGAGGAACGAAACGAUGAACAUACGGAGAUGGAAGAAAAACAAGAAGUAGAUAUUUCAGAUGAGCAAUUGGCAAAAAAUUGGAAAAAUUAUAGGAAACUGACAAAGAUUGAACAUAAAUAUGAAAAAUUAUUAAAAAAACAUAAGGAUUAUGAACUAUCACCAAAAAAACCAAAGUUUUUGAAACCACAAUAUUAAUAUUUGAUAAGAAUGAUUUACAUUUGUAUAUAUAUUAAUUUUAAUAGAAAUUUUUAUGUAAAUAUUACUUGCUGAAUUGAAUACCAGUUUCUAAGAUAGAUCUGUUGGGAUAAGACCAUGUUUUGUAAAAAUAUUUGGAAGUAUAAGACUGUAAGCAGUACAUCUAUCCAAAUCUACAUAAGAAAUUCCUGCUGCUGGAAUAUCUGUAAAAAUAAUGAUAUUGUUGUCAUGAUGAUUUAAUGUUUAUAAUAUUUUUAAUAUUAUUUUAUUUACAUUUGAAAUACAUAUUUUUUAACUUAAAGAAUUAAUAUAACAAUUUAUUGAAGAAGGCAAAAAUAAAAAUACAUCUUUCUGAAGAA